AAUAUGUUUAUAUCCCGUUCUCGUUGAUCGUGCGAUGCGCUUUGCCAAUUUUGCCAUUGGAAAUUCCUCGGAGAAUACGCUCGAUUUUCAGCCUGUAAAACGCAUCGACACUGGUCUUUUGUACCCUAGAUUAUCGUGCUAAUAUCGCUUUAAUAGUGGUGCUUGUAUUUAUAGUCGUAGAGAUUAAAGAAAUCUUAAAGAUUAAACAAUUUGACAAGCAGAAAUAUAUUUCGACGAUGCUCCACCCUCCACACACAUUGUCCUAUAUACGAUAGACUCGAAUAACAGUAAUUCCAGGGAACUUUCUAGAAUGAACAAAGAAUAAUAGUUCUACGGAAUGUUGUCGGAAAGUCAUUGCGAGCAAUGAUACAAAUCAAGACUUGUCGCAUCUAUGGGUGACGUUUCGUAGCUGUUGGAACAUUUCUAUGUACUUUUAUAUCAAAUUCAACGAUUAUUUAUUUGCAUUUUGGCAUUGAGAAAUGCCAGCGCCAUCCCCGACUUUCUCAAGCUUGCCAGAAACACCUAUGUGUGAGAAAACGGAAGUCAAUGAUACCGACUCUCUGCCCCCUUGGGCCAAAAUCACGCUUACAUCUGCAGAAGCUGAAAUUGAAAAGCUGAUCUCGCGAAAUGAGUUGAAAGACGCAGAGGUAACUUACUUCUGUCAAGUGGAACCAAUUCUUCAAGAUGGCCCACAGUGCGGUUUAGUGGCGCUUUCAAUGGCAUCGCAAGAAUACACAAAACCAGUUUCUGUGAAUCAACUUCUCGCUGAAGCUCGUGUUCGAGGAUUCACCCAGCAUGGCGAAGUAUAUAGCGUUGAUUUCAUGGGGACAUUAGCUGCGGAAUAUUUGCCCGAUCAUAAACCAGAUAUUUUAGUAGAUUUACAACAGUGCCCGGACACGUUAACUCAUGCUUUAGCACAUGGAGCAAUGGUGUUGAUACCAUAUGAUUCUGACUUCAAUCACGCUCCAUGUUUAAAAAAGGGUCAUAAAGCGCAUUGGGCAUUGCUUGUGGGUCUAAUCUCUUCUAGACAAGGAUAUCACGUUCUGGCACGUCAUGGUAAAUCGCGUCAUCUGGCUUGUUGGCCCUUACGCGACUUGAUUGAAAGUAAUGGCAACUUGGAGGAAGAGGGUACAGCGCGACACGCAGGAGGAUAUGUUAUACCAAAGGGUGGCGUCGGAGGUCAAAAGGGUUUACGCGGCAGAGCACUGGCAUUACAUCCAUACAUAUAGAGUUAUAUCAAAGAAAAUUGUAGGUAAUUGAUUUCAUGCUAAAAAGAAAAAAAAAUUUGCCGAUACUCUGUAUCCAUAUGUGCUAAAUAUUCGAGAUAUAAUAUUUGCAUAUACACAUGGCUUCAAUAAGAAUCAAUUUAAUAAUUAUGUGUAAUAACAUGCGACGCUUUAAUUAAUACGUUAUUUGAAUUCGCGCAAAAUGUUUUACAUAAUGUUAGUCUAAUGAUAUAUCUACCAAAAAGCGUUCGGCAUCCGAGAUGCAAUUCUAAGUGGCAUUAUUUUCAUUUUACUGGAAUUAUACGAUGUAAAUAAGAAUUCCGGCAGGCCGAAAUAUGUGCACGCAAAAUAUAAAUAUAGACGAUUGUCUCUCUUGAUAGUAAAUUAUGUCCUAUUAGAUUGAAAUGCGAAAGUAUACGCGCAUGCAUAGUAAGACAAAUGAGACAUAUAAAAAUGUUUACGUAAGUAAAUAUAUAUGCAUAUAUGCGUGUGCGUGCGUGCGGGCGUGUGUAUAUGCGUAUAUAUAGCAAGUUAUCGAAAGUGAUAAUUCAGAAAAGAAGAUCUAAGUAUAUUUCUUCAGAUAGAAUAUGUGUAGGCUUUCAACAAUUGUGGUUUCCGUCUUAUGUUAAUGCAACAAAUAAAGAAUGAAUGAAUAUUAUAUUAAAUCAAUUUUGCUAAACUCUACAUCUUACUAUUAUUUGUAAUAAAUAAUGGCAUGCUGUAUCAGCUUUAAUAUACAAGUUUUAAGACGUUUAGAUAUAUCAUAUACAGCGUGUUUGGUUUAAGUUAAUUAACAGUUGUUUAUCUUUAACUCGUGGAGAUAUAAAAAGUUUAUAUAUACAUAUAUAGAUUGAUAGCAAAAUACAGUAUUACAUGGUUUUUCGUUAUGUUAAAAAACCACGUGACAAAAUUUUAUUUUUUAAAAAUAUAUGCUGAUGUUUUAAUAUUUAUUUAUUGCUACAUAAAACUUAGUAAAUUUUU
Messenger RNA from Temnothorax curvispinosus, 2207 nucleotides. RefSeq names its product UPF0692 protein CG33108. Lineage: Eukaryota; Metazoa; Arthropoda; Insecta; Hymenoptera; Formicidae. The record is from RefSeq and is a predicted model, not a curated record. The transcript has 4 exons. Bases 480 to 1229 code for a protein of 249 amino acids.